Molecule: messenger RNA, 1422 nt
Organism: Pongo pygmaeus (Bornean orangutan)
Lineage: Eukaryota; Metazoa; Chordata; Mammalia; Primates; Hominidae
Exons: 1
Coding region: 225-767 (180 amino acids)
Source: RefSeq, a predicted model, not a curated record
GGGGCCUAGGUCACAGGUGCAGCCUGUGCCUCCUGUCUCCUGCAGGUGCCUGAAGAAGCUCCCUAGGGAGGGCAGCUCCCAUCACCUUCCACGCCAAGACCACCUGGGGCCAGUGUACAAACGAGCACCUGCUAGGAACCACCGGCCACGUGGAGGGGCAUGGGAAAGCUUCUCCCACCAGCUUCCAUGUGUCCCCACGGGCUCCCCCGGCUCCUCUGGCCUCCAUGCCGUCAUCAGUCCUGAAGACCUCCGUAGGAUCCUUUGAGUAUCUGUCAUCCCUGAGCUCCUCCAAGCCACCAGAGCCUUUGUGUCCCCUGAAGCACCCUUCACACCAGCCACCUGCGAGCACCCUAUCACCAAACCCAACCACCCCCAUAGGAUCCUUGGGGUCUCUGUCAUCCCUGAGCUCCUCCCAGCGACCAGAGCCUUUGCAUCCCAUGGAGUGUCCUUCAUACAAGCCACGUGGGCAUUCCCCUCCCCGACGACGGAAUCCUGGCUGGGUGUCGUGGACCGACUCCACACAGGCUGAUUCCAAAACUGACACGGCAAUAUGCCGAAUGUGCAACACCCCUGAGCGCUCCUGUCUACACAGUUGGUGGGUACCUUCUAGCCCUCGAGUGAUCCGAGGCGUUGGUCGCUGCAGUGAUCCCGACCUGGGCCUCUCCUGGAGGCAGGAGGCUGCUAGAGCCUGGUGCCACGGCACCUCCACACGGUACCCAUUCAAGCACCCUAAUCUUCCCACACACCCACUAAAGGCUUCCUUCUAGGGAGACCCCACAUGCAGGCAGGUGGAGGCAGGGGUCCCACUUUCCUCAGCUUGGACGUGCCAACGCUGCUGGACGCACAAGACACCAAAAUCCCGGACACUCCCAUGGACACCACACAUCCCACAUCCAUAAACAAUUGGGAAUCUCCUGAAGACAACUUGGAGGCAUGUCCCCUCAUCUGAGCACCCCACAGAUACUGGAAACAUGUGUUCUAAUGGAUUGGGAGAGGCGGAGAUGGGUUCCAAACCUCCAGUCCCUGGAGCCCAUAAAUCUCCUUGGGAGGCUUGGUCCCCACAGAGACCUUUUCUACAGUGCUGCACACAGAGACCUGCCACUGCAAUGCAAAGACCUCCCACAGAGACCUCAUUUCUAUUCUUCCUUCCUAGAAGAUCUGAACUCACUUAGAAAACUGCCAGCACAGGAGGGAUAACAUCAGCUGUGUCCCCCACUGGACAACCCAGGACUUUGGGUCAUUGUCAACAUUGCCCCCAAAAUGGGCUGUCUGGUAGGGAAGAUGCUCAGGAAUUGUUGCUCUUUUGCAAUGCCAUUCUCUCCUAACAGAACUGCAGAUUCCAUGUGUAGACCUGCAAACUUCUGUUCUCUACAGUUCCCUGACCCAUAGUUUAGAGAAUCACAAUUUUUUUUUUUUUUUUUU